AUGGGAGACUACCAACCUGCAGAUGAUGAGAAAGUUCUAUUCUCGAAACGAGAGUAUUUCAACGUAGAGUUAGGGCACCAAAUCUGCGAACUCCGGCUCCUGGAUCCCUUGACUGGAGUCACCAAUAAAGACAUAAACGAACGCAAUGAGCUUAGCACAUACAUACCGCAUCCCCUCAGACUCAAUCGACUGUUGUCAGAAGAAGAGAUGGCCGCAAUCGACUAUACUUCUAUGAAAGAUGACUUACCGUUCUAUAUCCGGCCCAAACACCACACGGAACCUGGCAAUGUCAAGAACGCAACCACCGUCGUUACACAAAAAAAUCUCGUUCCCUAUGCAAGAUAUUAUUCAGCAAUUGCGACCGAGAAACUGGGAUUCCAUCCUAUUAUGGCAGCCUUCAGAGAGAAGCUGACCAGGCCAGGUACGGAGAAAAGAUUUCAUAGUGCUGUUGGCGCACGCACCGUUGAGGCUCAUGGGAAUGUUUAUGACCUCGGAUUUACUGUGCAGCAAGAGGCCAGGAAUAUUCAAACAUCCAAAGUUGCCAGGCUCGGGGACCCGGAAGUACGAUAUCUAAUCACAGAUAUUAUCCGUAUUGCCAUGGUGCUUUUGGAGAAAGCAUUUCCUGGUCGUGACUCCGAUAUACAGACUAGAAGUUGGUUGGGAAAUGCUUCCAUUGGUAUCGGACAUAGGGACAACACUGAAUUCACCUCUAUUCAAGUCAAUAUAUCCGAACUCAAAUCUGAUCUCAAUUCUUCUCUGAAGGACUUCGGUAGCCUGCAUAUGGACGCCACUGAGAAUCCCAUCAGUUUCACUGCUAGCUUCUGUGUUUCUCAUCUUCCCGAAAACUACUUUCCCGGUCGUUUUGCAAUCACACCGGCAAGACUUAUGUGCCUCACCGCUCCAUUUACCGCAUUGGUUUUCACAGCAAAUCAACCACACAUCGCCCUUGCUGGCGGGCGGUAUCCAAAGGGACUUCCCCACGACUCCCCUCUUCGUUACUCGCCCAAAGUUGAUCUUCCUGAACUUCCUCACGAUAAUUGUAACAAACCAUUUGGAGUUCGAGAUUACAGAAGGAUAAACGUCAUACCAUACCCCAACAUUAAGAUGCAAGAAUACGAGACGCACAAACUUCGAGACACAGUGUUCGACGAUGAUUCUCUGCUCGUCUGGGGGUCAAUGAGAAACAAACGUGAAUUCGAAAUGAGGCAUGCGAUGUUAUUAAAGUAUCAAGAUGGAAAGUAGAAUGUUCCCCAGUACAAAGAUGCCAAAUCAUGGGUUAGAAAGUUUGCGUGGCAGGACAAAAAGGGUAAUUGGCAUUUUCCCAGACGGAGACUUGUUGAGCGUCUUCUUGAGAUUAUGGAGAAGGAAGAUACAGGGUUGAACCAGUUGAAAGAGGAUGUUGAGUCUUAUAGCUGUGGGAACAAGUUCAGAGGAUACAAGACCUGUAAAUACGUGACUUGGACACAUGAGAGGCAACUGAUUCGUUUCCGGGAUAGCAUUUCUGGAGGAUCAAGGAAGGAUUCAUAG
Hymenoscyphus albidus is the source of this 1527-nucleotide messenger RNA. The record is from the annotation of a GenBank genome assembly. NCBI's taxonomy places the organism in Eukaryota, Fungi, Ascomycota, Leotiomycetes, Helotiales, Helotiaceae.